Messenger RNA from Lytechinus variegatus (green sea urchin), 3727 nucleotides. RefSeq lists its product as uncharacterized. The record is from RefSeq and is a predicted model, not a curated record. Lineage: Eukaryota; Metazoa; Echinodermata; Echinoidea; Temnopleuroida; Toxopneustidae. The coding region runs from base 505 to 3114 and encodes 869 amino acids. The transcript is spliced from 6 exons.
UGGACCUACCACUCUGACUGGACAUUCAUCGAAACGAAUUGAUGACCUCCAGCUGUUUAUCCCCCACCGAGCUAGCUGAUAACGUUUUACUUUUCUAUCGCACACUUUUACGACCGAUCACAGCUGGACAUUGGCCUAGAGAGCCUUCAUAGUCGCCGACAAAUUCUGGCCCUCUUUCGGUGAAAGCCAAGACAUCGCCGCUCUUCCAGUCUCUCUCUCUCUUCCUCUCUCCCUCUGAAAAAUCCCUUCCUACAAUGCAACACGAUGUUUAUUUCCGCUUCCUUUUCGAUUUACCUGCGAAUUUUGAAGACGAUUUCAUAAUCUACAUUCUUGCGAAAAUCCGAUAAAAUUUGGACAAUCCGUUGGAUUUUACGGCAAUUUGGAAAGUCAAUAUUCCAAGAAAGGUAUGUAUGAUGUUCUCUUCCCAAAGUAUCGAAAGAUUUCAUUUUUUAGUGAUGUUUCUCCACAUUUCUCCACCGUGAAAGUAUUGUAGGCUUAAAGUUUAUGAAUCGUUCUUUACGAUGGAGGUACCCCCUGAACGGAGUUGAGAUGGCAAGUCAUAGAGACUUGCUGCGGGAGUUGUGUCGCCUGUGUGGGAAUAAGAGGGCAGUUGAAGCAGGACGGACACCAAUUGCAAAAGAUGCCUAUGAGAAGACCAUCAGACAAGCUCUGUCAAUACAAACAAAGGAUGAAGACGAUGACAUAUUCCCACCAUUUAUUUGCAUUCUAUGUGAAAGGAAAUUGGCAAGGUUCAAGUCUUUGCAACGGAAAAAGAAAGCUUGCACAGUCAACAUCAUCCUGAAGGAAUACAAAGAACACAAUGGUGAAUGUGAAAUUUGCAAGAAUGGAAUCCUGCCAAUUGAUGAUAUAUUUGAAGCUGGGAAAAAGGCGGCUGAGGAACAUGGACUUUCUUCCAGUAGGCAGCAUGAUAGGAUGUUGUUCUUUUCUAUCGUAGUACAGGGCAAGAAGAUCAGCGUCCCUAAGAGCACAACCAUUUACAAUGAUGGCACCUGGGAUGUAACGGUUGUUGGGAAGGACCUUAGCAGUUGGGCAAGCAGCAUUCCUAAGAUACUGAACACCAAAGUCAUCGUGGAGCUGGUCAGCAUGGUAGCCAGUGCGAAGAUCUGCCAAGGCAAUGCUGAUUAUGUAGAAUAUGUCAGGAAACAUACCUUCAGAAACUAUACCAUUGACUCCCACCUUUCUGAGGAAACAGUGCGCCAUAUUGCUUGCAAGGGCCUUGUUGUUGAUGGAGACAGAUGUAGUGUGUGUAAAACGACGAGAAGUGAUCUUAAUUCAAUGCAAAAUAGGAAAAAAGAAUCCACACCAAUGAAAUCCAGAGUCUCAUCGCACACCAGGUUGAACACGCUCACGAAAAAACAAUUGAUAUUCAGGGCCAAAGAGAUCCAGAAGAACAGGAAAAACCUCAAACUCAAACACAAUAGAUUGCAGGAGAAGGUGCGGACCAUUUUUCAAAAAGAAAGUGUGGAGAUGGCUCAUCAAAAGAACGCUGACAUUGAAACAAUUGUCGACAAUGCUGCUGAGGAAAUACAGGAUAAUUUGAAAGAUAAUUCACCACAGAAGUUGCUAUGGGAGGAGCAACUGAAGGCACGGAAAAUGAAGGAUAGACGGAGCAUCAGAUGGCACCCCUCCAUCAUUAGAUGGGCUAUUGCCAUCCACAGCAAGUCCCCAGCAAGCUAUAAGCUAAUUAAGGAUAGUGGACUUUUGAUGUUGCCAGCUGUUGGGACUUUGCAUAAAUACACCCACUAUACAGAUGCAAAAACUGGUGUCCACCAAGAUGUGAUUGACCAAUUUGUCAGUGGAAUAAAGUUCAGUAAUGAUAGCCAGAGGAACGUAUCCCUGCUUUGCGACGAAAUGAAAAUACAUUCCGGAGUGGUCUACUCUGCAUCCACUGGAUCUCUCCUCGGAUUUGUGGAUGUGGGGUCGAUAAACAACGAACUCAGGGCAUUCGAGAACAAAAUGGAAAGUAAUAAUGAAUUGGCAAGUCAUGCCUUUAUGAUAAUGGUGCGCUGCAUAUUCCUCUCCCACAAACAAGCAGUUGCUUUGUUUCCCACAUCAAGUUUGAGAAGCGGGGACCUAUACGACUGCAUACUCCAAACAGUGUCAGCCGUUGAAACAGCUGGAUUGAAAGUUCGAGCAAUAGUGUCUGAUGGUGCCACAUGCAACCGUAAAUUUUAUAAACUUUGCAUGCAAUCCACUGGAAAUUUUUCAGUUAACCCCUUCGAUGAAGAGAGGAAAAUAUACUUCUUUUGUGACGUCCCACAUCUCCUCAAGACAGCGAGAAAUAAUUUGGAGAAUGCAGGAUUCAACAGGAAGAGCAGGAACUUACAGUUUGGUGACAAGCACAUAAGAUGGACGCAUCUUGUGAGACUCUUUGAGUGGGAUUCUGGCUCCGAUUUGCGUUUGCUACCGAAGCUAUCUCCAGAACAUCUCUAUUUGACGCCAUCCCUGCGAAUGAGAGUCAAAUUGGCUGCUCAGGUACUCAGCAAAUCAGUUUCUAAUGCCUUUCGCGUCAUGAGCCAAGAAACUGGGGAUACCUCUACAGAAGGUACCAGGGAGUUUGUCGAGAUGUUUGACAAAUUCUUUGAUUGUCUGAAUGUGACGACCAAGUCAGAGGGUGAACGCAAGCGAAAUGUCAACCUUCUACCCUACCGUGACGUAAAUGAUGAGCGAUUUGAGUGGCUCAAGGAUGUCUUUUUGAAGUACAUCUCUGAUUGGGAAGAGAGCAUUGCCAGCACACCAAACCUGAAAGCAAUCGAGAGGGAGCGAAGGUGUAUCAGCAAAGAGACAAGGGAUGGACUUAGAAUUACUGUUAAUUCUUUUGUGGCGCUAACCAAGGAGUUACUAGUUGAAGAUGGUGUGGAAUAUGUUCUGUCUGAAAAGUUCAGCCAAGACCCAAUUGAAGAGUACUUUUCCAAGCAGCGUCACGCAGGUGGUUCAGGUGAUAAUCCAGGAAUUGACCAAGUUGCGAACAACAUGUUAACCUUUCAGGUUGCGGGUGCAGCGGUUGUUGCCUCUAAGUAUGGCAAUGUGACAAAAAGACUUGCUAAUGAUGACAUUGAUCAACUCCCUCUUCCAAAGAAAAAGAAGAAAUGAAGAGACUCAGACUCUGAACAAUCAUUUGGAUGUUGAACUGUUUAUAUCGUUUCAGGAUCCAGUGCUGUAUCCUCAUGAUUACAGACUACAUGUAGCUACAUUAACUGUAUAGUGUAUACCAUUUGAUGUUGUUCCUUGUCAAAAAGUUUUACAUCACAAACUGGUAUUAUAUCAUGCUCUGUUUAGGAAUGGAAGGACCUUUUUUCAAAUUUUGUUGCACAUAUUGCACUUUAGUCUGAGAAUGGACAUAUGAUUUCAGAAAUUGUGUUUGUUUUUUAAUUGAUUUCAUUUUUAGAACUAUAAAGAAAUGCCUCGCUACAAAUGCUUUUAGCAUGCACCAAGAGAACUUACACCUGAAAUCAGCAAACAAUGAUACUAUUUCUUGCUCUCUUUUGCAAGAAUAAUAAUAAUUUAUGAUGUAUUGACUUGCAUUGCCACAUUUUCAUUCAUCCGUCAGAUUUUUCUUAUAGUCAUAUUUGCUUAUAUUGGAAAUAGUUCCAAUGAAAGCUCGUUAUAUCUGCGUUUUAAUGACAAAGUUUAAUAUAUUUAUUUUGUGUUAUUGCUUUUAAAAUCACUUGAAUUAGCUGGUAGAAUGCUAUUUUUGGGUGAAUUU